Molecule: messenger RNA, 1200 nt
Organism: Ficedula albicollis (Collared flycatcher)
Lineage: Eukaryota; Metazoa; Chordata; Aves; Passeriformes; Muscicapidae
Product: skin secretory protein xP2-like
Exons: 2
Coding region: 1-1200 (399 amino acids)
Source: RefSeq, a predicted model, not a curated record
AUGUCCCUCAAGAGACAGUUCCUCACCGUAUCCCAAUCCAUGGCACAGCAAAGGAGCCCAAACGAGCCAAAAAGCGUUACUGUCACGAUUUACAGUGAGAAGAAGCUGCGCUGGCUCCGCAUGGAAGGGCGGAGGGGGCUAAAGAGACCCUCAGACAGUGACACCGGGACAUUCAGCCCCGGCUCUGCGGGGAGCCCCUGGCCCGGCCCGGCCCGGCUCCUCGGCCCCGGCUCCGCGCAGUUCCCGGCUCUGCUCCCCGGCUCCACGCAGCUCCCUGCUCGGCUGAGCUCGGCUCAGCUAGGCUCGGCUCGGCUCCCCGGCUCCACGCAGCUCCCUGCUCGGCUGAGCUCGGCUCAGCUAGGCUCGGCUCGGCUCCCCGGCUCCACGCAGCUCCCUGCUCGGCUGAGCUCGGCUCAGCUAGGCUCGGCUCGGCUCCCCGGCUCCACGCAGCUCCCUGCUCGGCUGAGCUCGGCUCAGCUAGGCUCGGCUCGGCUCCCCGGCUCCACGCAGCUCCCUGCUCGGCUGAGCUCGGCUCAGCUAGGCUCGGCUCGGCUCCCCGGCUCCACGCAGCUCCCUGCUCGGCUGAGCUCGGCUCAGCUAGGCUCGGCUCGGCUCCCCGGCUCCACGCAGCUCCCUGCUCGGCUGAGCUCGGCUCAGCUAGGCUCGGCUCGGCUCCCCGGCUCCACGCAGCUCCCUGCUCGGCUGAGCUCGGCUCAGCUAGGCUCGGCUCGGCUCCCCGGCUCCACGCAGCUCCCUGCUCGGCUGAGCUCGGCUCAGCUAGGCUCGGCUCGGCUCCCCGGCUCCACGCAGCUCCCUGCUCGGCUGAGCUCGGCUCAGCUAGGCUCGGCUCGGCUCCCCGGCUCCACGCAGCUCCCUGCUCGGCUGAGCUCGGCUCAGCUAGGCUCGGCUCGGCUCCCCGGCUCCACGCAGCUCCCUGCUCGGCUGAGCUCGGCUCAGCUAGGCUCGGCUCGGCUCCCCGGCUCCACGCAGCUCCCUGCUCGGCUGAGCUCGGCUCAGCUAGGCUCGGCUCUGCUCCCCGGCUCGCCCCUGGUCCGGCCCGGCCCGGCUCCUCGGCCCCGGCUCCGCGCAGUUCCCGGCUCUGCUCCCCGGCUCCACGCAGCUCCCUGCUCGGCUGAGCUCGGCUCAGCUAGGCUCGGCUCGGCUCCCCUCUCCAGGCGGCGUGGCCGAGCGGGGGGAUGA